CUUGGGACACGGCUGUUGAUGGAAAGGUUCACGUGCCAGCCCCGAAGGAGCAGGGCAGAGUAAGCGGGGAGGCGAUGGCCGGGUUCCUGGACAACUUCCGCUGGCCCGAGUGCGAGUGCAUCGACUGGAGCGAGCGCAGGAACGCCGUGGCCUCCAUCGUGGCGGGGGUGCUGUUUUUCACAGGCUGGUGGAUCAUGAUCGACGCUGCCGUGGUGUACCCCAAGCCGGAGCAGCUCAACCACGCCUUCCACACCUGCGGGGUCUUCUCCACCCUGGCCUUCUUCAUGAUAAAUGCUGUAUCAAAUGCACAGGUGAGAGGAGACAGCUACAGUGAUGGAUGCUUAGGAAGAACAGGUGCUCGAAUCUGGCUCUUCAUCGGCUUCAUGUUGAUGUUUGGAUCCCUCAUCGCUUCCAUGUGGAUUCUCUUCGGAGCUUACGUCACACAGAACACCAAUGUGUACCCUGGCCUGGCAGUCUUCUUCCAAAACGCGUUAAUAUUUUUCAGUACUCUGAUCUACAAGUUUGGAAGGACAGAAGAGCUGUGGGGCUGAGCUCCCCCCGUCUGCUCCGUAGUUACCACGUGGUUCUCUGUGUGUAGAUAAUUUACAGUUCCUUGUUCCUGGUUUGCUUUCCAAACCCUGGACUGAGACAAAUCCCAGGCUCUGUAAGAGGCUCCUCUUCUCCCAGGACACACUUGUGAAUAUGUACAUAGGACUGGGUCUCUUCCAAAGGGAAUGGUAGCCUGCCAGGCUUUCCUGCUGGAACCUUCAGGCUUCCUCCUUCCAACCCGUGGCUUUCCAUCCUUCCAUCUUCCAAACCUCCACCUGUGUCUGAGGCUUCAGUGAACUAUGAGUGAGCAAACAGGACAAAGCCCAUCCCUGGAGCAGGGGCUGUGCUGGGAUAAGAGCUGAUUUUAAGAAUUUUAUAUAAUUGUUCAGGUAAAUAUAAAGUAGCUUUUCUUUCUUUUUUUUUUUUUUUUUUUUUUUUGUAAAAGGUUAUGGUUUUUAAGUGAGUCCCUACACUCAGCAAGUUCUGCAUGGCCAAUCAAACCACUCCUGACUUGUGAUGGCUCUGGCACAAAGGACAUUUGCUGGCACCACAGUCCUUGGAAUUAAUUUCAUGCUGCUCAGUGUAAGAGAUACCAAUUGGUAUUGAAUGUGUUUCCUGGUAUUAGAAUAAAAAACUCCAACAAA
Empidonax traillii (willow flycatcher) is the source of this 1193-nucleotide messenger RNA. RefSeq names its product transmembrane protein 50B (gene TMEM50B). Gene Ontology annotation, biological process: protein targeting to vacuole; late endosome to vacuole transport via multivesicular body sorting pathway. The record is from RefSeq and is a predicted model, not a curated record. Bases 75 to 551 code for a protein of 158 amino acids. The transcript is spliced from 6 exons. NCBI's taxonomy places the organism in Eukaryota, Metazoa, Chordata, Aves, Passeriformes, Tyrannidae.